Molecule: messenger RNA, 1653 nt
Organism: Pristis pectinata (smalltooth sawfish)
Lineage: Eukaryota; Metazoa; Chordata; Chondrichthyes; Rhinopristiformes; Pristidae
Product: proteolipid protein 2-like
Exons: 5
Coding region: 1-438 (145 amino acids)
Cellular component (GO): membrane
Source: RefSeq, a predicted model, not a curated record
AUGCAACACCUCGCCCUUGGCCGAAUUGAACUCUAUCUGCCACCCCUUGGCCCAGCUGUGUUCCAUCCUGCUGUGACCAGUUUGAUCGUCUUCAUCUGCUUCUGCGCCUCGGCCUACGGCGGCUACCCCACCGCCCCCAUCGUGGAGCUCAUCCUCAGCGUGAUCUUCUUCGUCAUCUUCAUGAACCAGUUCGACAAGUCGCUCUCCUUCAUCCACUGGCCCUGGACGGACUUUAUCCGGUGCGGCCUUGCUGUCAUAAUCUACAUUAUCAUCUCCAUCCUCGCCAUCGUCUCUCGGGUUGGGGCCCAGAUCACCGGAGGGGUAUUCGGACUGUUGGCAGCCGCCAUCUUCGCCUACGAUGCCUACCUGAUCUUCCCCGCUCUGCAGUUGAAGCAGCACACCCGUGCCCCCACAGACCCCCCGGAAAACACCCCCUGACCAGAGGAGGAGGAGUGGGAGAGUGGGAGGGCGCCAAUCGACAGGAAGCCUGGACUCUGGGCUCCGGACGCCAGCACUGCCAGAAAUAAUGGGUCAGGAACUGUCCAACUCCCACCCCCACCGUCCCAUCCAAUCCUAACCCCUCCUCUCCCACCGAUGAAGGCAAGCAUGCUGUACACCUUCACCACCCUGUCCAUUGUGUUGCUUCCUUCAAGGAACGGUGGACUUGAAGCCAUUUUCGUUAACAUUCCUUGGCGCCCUACCAUUCACUGUACCUGUUUGACUUUCCACCUUGCAUUUGUCAGGAAUGAACUCCCCCCCCCCCCCCCCCCCCCCGCCAACGACCUGCCCAGCUUUCCAUCCGAUCUGUCGCCUCCCGCGCUAUCCACAGCACCGCCAACUUCUGUGUCAACCGCAAACCUGCUAAUCGUUCCUCCUGCGUUCACGUCCGACGUAUCUCACAAACAACAGAGAGGUCCCCAGCACCGGUCGCUGCGGUACACCACUGCUCACAGACCUCUGGUCAGGAAAGCAUCGUUUUUUUCUCCCCCCCACCACCCUCUGCCUCCAGUCGAAUUAACCAGCUCCACUCGGACGCCUUAACCUUACGCACCAGCCUACCAUGUGGGACCUUGUCAAGUGCAUCACUGAGAUCUGUCGAAUCGAGUUUGGUCGCCGAAGACUGUUCUCUAUCCAAUUGGUUAGUGGGGGGGGGGGGGGGGGGGGGGGGAGGGAUGGAGAGGCAAGUUGAGGGCAUGUGAAUUAAUCUGAUGGAGGCUGUUUGUCCUGAGCUCGCCCACACACGGGGCAAUUAACCCACUGACCUGCAGCUUGUUGGGAUGUGGAAGUAAACAAGAACAGCCAGAGAGAGUGUGCAAACCCCAAACACACACAGGGAUUGAUCCCAGGUCUCCGGAGCCGUGAGGCAUCGGCUCUACCUGCUGCAGAACCGCGGGAGAGUCUGUGGGAUUGCAAUACAGCCUCUUAUAUUGUGCUCAGGGACUCGGUUGCACUGCACUUAAUUGGGAGCGAGUGAAGCAGAUUCACUGACGGUUGCUAAGGAAAUAUUGAACUAUGCUGAGGAUCUUGUGGCCUUGUUUUUAGCAGUUAUUAAUGUCCUCCCAGAGCUGUUUCUGACGUGUAUUUGAUAAUCUGAACCCAAUGUUUGCACAUUGAUGUAUGUUUGCUGAUCUAAUACACAAUCCUGCUGUUGAA